Molecule: messenger RNA, 717 nt
Organism: Hemicordylus capensis (graceful crag lizard)
Lineage: Eukaryota; Metazoa; Chordata; Lepidosauria; Squamata; Cordylidae
Product: interferon beta-like
Exons: 2
Coding region: 1-717 (238 amino acids)
Biological process (GO): T cell activation involved in immune response; response to exogenous dsRNA; defense response
Cellular component (GO): extracellular region
Molecular function (GO): cytokine activity; type I interferon receptor binding
Source: RefSeq, a predicted model, not a curated record
AUGAUCACAAAAGGCUGCCUACAUCUUUGCCUGCUGAUGCUCUUCUUCACUGGCAUCUCUUCUCAGAAUUGCAACGAACUUCGCAGAUGGCUACAGAAUGUGAACAAAAGCAACUUGGAACUUCUGGAGAGCAAAAUGAGAGCAAGCAUUCCCCUGCAAUGCUUAGACGAUGGAAGAGACGUCAUGGCCACCACAGAAAUCCUCAGGAAGAUCCAAGCAUCUCAGGGGGAGAAUGCCAAGGUGGCCAUCCAUGAAAUCCUCCAGCAGACUUUCCGCAUCUUCAACCAAAACCAUACAGAAACUGUGUGGGAUAUGAAUUCAAUGGCAAUUUUCCAGAAUGGACUGGACCAUCAGAUCAAGCAUCUGGGAUCCUGCUUGAGUGCCAAUACGGAGAGUGCCAUCACAUCUCCAAGGGGUCAGAGCACCCAGCUGAUCAGGCUGAGAGUGAAAAGCUAUUUUCAAAGAAUCGAUGACUUCCUGAGAGAGCAACAGUACAACAUGUGUGCCUGGGAUAUUGUCCAGAUGGAGUUUAAUCUGCAGCCAUUGAUUAAGGAACAAAAGCAGCUGAAUGAAACUGAAACUUCAGCAGAGCUCCAGAAUCAUUCAUCUUUCCUUGAUUCCUCCAAUGACAAAAUAUGCAAUAUUACAAUGAAGCCGUAUGCAGACAAGAAAGGACCAUCCCUCCCUGCUAAAGAAAAAAAAAAGGACAGGCAAUGA